AUGUGUGCCUUCCCUGUGUUUUUGCUUUACUCCGGUCCUCUCUCAGACUCGCCUUCACUUUCUUUCUUUUCCACCGAAUACAAAAUGGAUUUGAAAAACAAACCGUCUUUGCCUCAUUUGUCCACCACUUUCCCCCUCUUCGAGAAGCCAUCCAAUGCAUCGUCGCAAAGUUUGGUAGCUCGUGAGAAACCUACCGGGGGCUUGGACCUCUCCGACGAGGAACGAAGCAAUGAAAACAUCGCACCCAUCGCGUCCAUCGCACGGCCAGAUCUCAAACCCGCCUUUGUGACUCGGAAAGGCAUGGAGGAUUCUGCGACGGCGAAGGUGAAGAAACUGUACUAUGACGAUAUCUUUGCCACGCGUGGAUCGCAUAAUUCUCCAAAAGAUCGUGUCACCUUUGAGUCUGUGGUUGUGGUUGAGUUCAAGACCAAUACACAGGGGGACACAUCCAAAGCAAUAUCGGAGUUUUCCCAUGCCUUGACGGAGAUCUAUCAGCGGCCAGAGGCUUCUAUGCUAGUGACCAUCGACCAAAGCGCUGAUCUGCUUUUUGGAGCCACCAACGGUUCUGCAUACCUAUUGAAGGUGUCCGCCCUCGCCAGUCUCAUCGCGCCUCUCACCAAUGUCCGUAACACAGGCCUCAUUCAAUCCAUCAUACAGGACAUCUUUGACAUUUCUCCCGAAAAAGGAGUGAUCAUCUUCAACCCGUUGAGUGAAGACAACCUUGCAACAAAUGGGAUAACCGCCAGGGAAGAGAUCGAUCGUUUGGAACGAGAUGAUCGUAGCCCUUCCCUCUUCAGGUCAAUCUCAAGAUCCAUGAGCCGUCGCCCGAAGUCUAGUAGCGACAACAGUGCGCCCUUGACACUUAGCUCUGCUGUGAGUCCCGACGCCGCACACAUUGUGCUUCGCUCUCCUGUUGCCUCCCCGUCGAUCGAUGUUUCUCCACUCGGGUUGGACUCUCCGGAUACUUCUGACCUCGCGGGGUCUGCCAAGCCGAGUUCUUCGAGGGAAGAGACUUAUGCUGGUAAUACAUUCAAGCGAUCAUCGACCAGGGACAAAAAGACUCGUCGGUCGAUGAGGAGGAGGGAAAGUCUGAAGAGCUUUGUCGCCCGUCGUUUGGAGGAGAUGGGUGUGAUACCACCCCUUGCGAGUCCCAAGUCUCCUGUCAAAGAGAACAAAGAUUGA
Penicillium olsonii is the source of this 1182-nucleotide messenger RNA. NCBI's taxonomy places the organism in Eukaryota, Fungi, Ascomycota, Eurotiomycetes, Eurotiales, Aspergillaceae. The record is from the annotation of a GenBank genome assembly.